CAUAAUAAAGAACCUAUUCAUAACAGGGCACAAACACCUUAUUGUCUCUUUAUUAUGUAAUUUCACGGUUGCUUUGUUAAUCAAAACAAAAAAACGGCUGAGAGCAUGGCGAGCAGGAAUGUCAGCACGCGCUCGGCAAACCUGGAGCCCAGUGCCGGGGCGAACGCGCGACUCUCGGCGGCCGUGAGCGGGUACGGGGCGGGGAUGGAGCCCACCGUGCUGCCCGAACAGUGGUCACUGGUGGAGCAGUGGCACAUGGAGAGGAGGGAACCCGUGGAGCUGUGGCGGUCAAGUGUGUCCAAUCAGCUUUCCAACUUGAAGAACCGGCUGACCAAGUCCCUUCACGACUUCCCCCGGAGAAUCGCGGGUCCCAAGAGAUAUGAGAAACCGUCUGAGGACGCCGACAGGUCUUCGGAACCGCUCGGGGAAGAUCGUGGGGCGUCGGGCGAAGUCGGCGAGCCGUCGGCUACUUCCGAAGACCACCGACAACUCUCCGACAAGACGAACAAGUGAUGAUCUGUGAACGGACUUUUUACUGGUGCCAUAAAGUGUUACCUCUGUACUUGUUUAUACAUGUAUAAUGUUGGGAAAUUAAAGGACUAUCUCUGUACCUGUUUAUAUAAUGCUGAGAAAGGGACACGGAAGAAAAAUGAAAAGAUGGUUUACAACUUAAAGAUACACAUCAUAAUCCCAUAUAAAAUGCCUUUCAGGUAUCAAUUACAACACAUUUUGUUUGUAUCCUGUCCAUUUGAUUUUGUAAAUAUCUCUAUAAUUGCAGUAACUGAUAUGUAAACAUUUUGUGUCAUAAUGCUAAACUUUGGUU
Messenger RNA from Branchiostoma belcheri (Belcher's lancelet), 823 nucleotides. RefSeq lists its product as uncharacterized. Bases 106 to 513 code for a protein of 135 amino acids. The transcript is spliced from 3 exons. The record is from RefSeq and is a predicted model, not a curated record. NCBI's taxonomy places the organism in Eukaryota, Metazoa, Chordata, Leptocardii, Amphioxiformes, Branchiostomatidae.